AUGUCCUUGGGUAAGGUACCUCUGUGGACUUAUCGAGCAUCUAGCUGCUCUAAUCCUCGUCCUUUGGAGUUCUUUUUCUGUCCUCAACCAUACUUAAAACAAACUGUCGAUGUCAAGACCAACUUGAAGGGGGCUCUCUUCUUAGGACAAUCAGUAUGCCAGUAUCGACUCAAGCCAGUUGCUGCAUUUAGUUCAGAAGAGACGCAUCCCACUAGUCAGGAAAUAGGGACUUUAAAGAGAGGCAAUAACUUUGAGAGAUGGGAUUCAAUGACGGCAAAGUUUGCAGGAGCUGCAAAUCUACCAUUUCUAUUGUUGCAACUGCCUCAGAUAAUACUCAAUGCUCGGAAUCUUCUAUCAGGGAACAAGUCUGCACUCUUAGCCGUCCCUUGGCUGGGGAUGCUGACGGGAUUGCUCGGAAAUCUCUCUUUGCUAUCAUACUUUAUCAAGAAGCGGGAGACUGAAGCAGUAGUGGUGCAGACUCUAGGAGUUGUGUCCAUGUAUGUGGUGAUUUUGCAGCUGGCUAUUGCUGAAGCUAUGCCUCUCCCUCAUUUCUUCGUCACUUCUAUUGUGGUUGCUUCGGGUCUCAUCUUAAAUUGUAUGAAAUACUUUUAUUUGCUCAAUCCCAAAAUCUGGACCUUUUGGGAAGAUUUUAUUACCAUUGGCGGUUUUUCUGCACUUCCACAAGUCAUGUGGUCAACAUUUGUCCCAUACGUCCCAAACACUAUCUUUCCUGGUAUGAUUUCCUUCGUGACAGCUGUGACUUAUGUUCUAAUGGCUCGGAUGGGCAAGCUCUCGGAUGAAGCCACCAAUUUUCUCGGAUUAGUUUCUGGAUGGACUGCCACUCUUCUUUUCAUGUGGAUGCCUGUUUCACAAAUGUGGACGAAUUUUCUGAAUUCUGAUAACAUCAGAGGUUUAUCAGCUGUUUCAAUGUUGCUUGCCAUGAUCGGGAAUGGACUUAUGAUCCCACGUGCCUUAUUUAUUCGGGAUUUAAUGUGGUUCACUGGUUCAAGUUGGGCCUGUGUUUUCUAUGGAUGGGGAAACCUUAUGUGCUUGUACUGCUUUAACUGCAUUAGCAGGGAGUUCUUCUUGGCUGCAACCCUUGGCUUCGUUGUCUCGAUAGGAAUUACUCUGUGGAGAGAUACACAAGCUCAUGGACACAGUUCACUAGUCACGUCGUUAAAGGAGUUAGUUUUUAGUCCAUGA
This is a messenger RNA of Fraxinus pennsylvanica, 1203 nucleotides long. The record is from the annotation of a GenBank genome assembly. Lineage: Eukaryota; Viridiplantae; Streptophyta; Magnoliopsida; Lamiales; Oleaceae.